Debaryomyces fabryi is the source of this 3165-nucleotide messenger RNA. RefSeq lists its product as uncharacterized. The record is from RefSeq and is a predicted model, not a curated record. Gene Ontology annotation, biological process: macroautophagy. Bases 1 to 3165 code for a protein of 1054 amino acids. Lineage: Eukaryota; Fungi; Ascomycota; Pichiomycetes; Serinales; Debaryomycetaceae. The transcript has a single exon. Gene Ontology annotation, cellular component: fungal-type vacuole membrane.
AUGAUUUGGUAUAAACAGCUUGUUAUAUUCUUCUACUUUUUGAUAUUGUUAGUAGUAGCUGAACCUUCAACUACAUCAGAGUUACCAACACCUACACCCUCGACCUUAGUUGAUAUACUAUCAUCACAAGUGGAAUAUUCAUACUUCUUACGACAUCUACAACGCAAUGGAAUGAUACCUAUUAUCAACUCUUUGUCAAAUGUUACAUUAUUGGCCCCAGUAAAUCUGGCAUUUACCUCAGGCUUAGAUGAAGAUGUGGAUAAAGAGUUACCGCAUGAUAAUAACAUAUUAUUAAGAUACGUCAUAAACCAGAGAUUCCGAGUAGGAUACUUAGGUACUGAGAAAGUCAUUUAUAAUACGUUAUACGACGUAGAGGGAUCACCUUAUCCGGUUGUUAUAUCCCCUGACUUCGAGCAUGCUGAAUACAUUGUAGAUGAUACAGCAGCAAUAGUUGAGGUCGACAUUCAUGCUAAGCAUCAAGAUUCUUUUGUCCAAGGCAUUGAUUCAUUACUACCUUUGAAGCCAACCUUGUGUGAGCUUUUAUUUUCGGAUGAUGAUAAUGCAAAUUUGGGACCACAUCCGAUGUCAUUUAUGAGGCAACUCUUUCACCAGUUAUUUGAAGAUCAUGGCUCAAUGAGUGAAGCUGAUUACGAGAAUUAUAUUGAAAUUUCGGGAAAUGAAAGAAGAAGACUAUCUAAAUUGCCGCUGUCAUGUAAAGAAUUUAUGUCACGUACUAAGACCUUCUUGAUGUUAUCAGAUGCAUAUGUGGCCGAAUCCUUACCUGACAUAACUCGUCAGUAUUUGUUAUCAUUGAGUAAAAAUUCUAAUGGAAAGAAAUAUUCAAUGACAAAGGAAGCAGUGUUGGAAGUUAAGAAUGAUAUUGUUAACUUCUUGGAAAGCUUGAUGAUAGAUCAUUUGAUUGGAGGUGUGAAUGGGACUUCGAGAGAUUAUCUGAGCAUAAAUGGUAGAAGUGAAUUCAAUUUUUCUCUUGAAAAGGAUACCUGGCAGCUUUUGUUGAAUGACAGGAUACCUAGUUCAAUAAAUGCAUCAAACUUGGCAUUUUCUGAUGCUAUAUUACAUGUCUUUGACAUUCAGAACCAAACAUACCAUAAUUUUUUUCAGGAUUUGAACGUACCAUUGGUUAGAAUUCUGCCUCGAAAAGCUUUGUAUGCAAUGCAAUACUCUAAUUUUGUAAAAGAGUUGAAAUUUAGAUCCUUACACCACUUGAUAGAUGGAUCUACAAGUAAUCAAACUAUAUUGGUUGAAUCUUCUCAAAGAGAUCAAGUUGGUGAAAGCGAUUUUUCGCCAUCAGCUUAUGAUGGUUCACAUUUUAGUUAUAAGCAGAUAAUGUACUAUCAAUUUUCAGAUCAAAUGAUUGACAUUGAAAAUAUCACGGAAAGCUUGAGGUUUGAGAAUUUCUAUAGAUUGCUUGAUUCUAAAUUAUGCUCAAAAAGUAAGAUAGGGUCAUGUUUUAAAACAAAGUUUUCUGCCUCUUAUAAUACUGAUUUAAAGAAAAUUGAAGCUACAAUCAAUGAUGAUAUAAAUAUCGUGUUUCCUGGAGUGAAGACUGAGAAUGAUAACGUGAUAUAUAUAGCGGAGGAAGAUAUCAGUCCUCCUUUAUCAUUAAAGCAAUCGCUACUGAAAUUGUUGUCAAAUGGCGGCGUUAGUCGCCAUUUACAGAAUUUUGAGAUUGACAGAAGAAGCUUUUUGACUACCCUUAGAUAUUUGGAGCAGUUCGAUUUAUUAUCCUUAAUGGAAAACAAGAGGGGCUAUUCUAUAUUUUUGCCAUGUGGUUAUAUUGAACAAGAAAAAAAUAGCAACAUGUUCAGUAAAAAACGAAAAACCAGAGAGCCUUGGAAGUCUAUGGGUCUAAUAUUAAACUUUUUAGAGUCAAAUCCUGAAUACUUCAAGGACUUGCUUAGAGGGUUGUUUGUUGAGGAUACAAUAUAUUCUGAUUUUGGAAUGUACGAGCAACGUAACCAAACGACUUCUACUAACUUGAGAGGUGAUAGUGUUAACAUUGUCCACUCCCAUGUCGAUGAAAACUAUUACAACUUGCUUUCUUUGAAUAAUACAGAAUUAUUAAUACCUUUAAAUUCUGAUAUUUUAUUUAGCCAGGGCGUGAUUCACAUUAUCAACGAAGUGUUACUUCCUGAAUCUUUCCGCAUAUCUUUUUCCGAUUUAAUAAAGACAACUGAGGACCCCAACUAUCCAGACUUUUCAUUUCUAAAUUUGAUUGACACUUACCCGAAACUUUCUGAUGUAUUGGGCAUUUCAGAUGAGAAUAUUAAUCAUACCUAUUCUUUAUUAAUCCCGAGUGCAGAUUCCUUAAAGGACUUUAACAUCACUUCAGACUUUACUAAGUUAUGGGAUUUCCUUGAAUUUCAUUUGAUACCUAAUUCAGAACUUAAUGCAUUAGUCUCAUGUGUCAACGGUUUGAACCCAACCAAUGACUCAUUAGAUUUCGCUAACUUUGAGUACACUAUUAAAACCAACUUAUCAGAUACUACUUUAAGUUGUCGCAAAGACCACCUCAGAGAUAAGACAUUUUUAAGAUUAACGUCUACUGAUGCUGCAUCAAAAGAUUCUAAUUUUGAUAGCAUGUCUUAUAAUAAGGACCGCGAGGUUCAGAUUUUAUCACACGGUUGCACAUCUGUUUUUAACGACUCUUCAUUGGAUGCGGCCUGUGUCUUUUUGAUAGACAAACCAUUGAAUUUGAAAUGGCUUGAAGACCCAGAUAAGAAUACAUUUUUACAUAUCCACAUUGGUUUUAUAAGUGUUGGGGUAGGUAUAAUAUUAGGGCUAUUAUUAUUCGGUUUGGUCAUAUUCAGUGUCUUCGUGUUUAUUAGUCGUUCUAGAAUUGAUCAACCUCCACAAUUGUCAGCAAAUUCAAAUGAUUCGACGUUUGGAGGCAAUGAACUGACAUACAUGAGAAUUCAAACUGGCGAAAAUGAUAAUGCAUACGAUCAAGGCUACGAAACUGAUGAUGAUUUUAUACGAGCAGAAAGUGAUCACUUAUUACCAUUACAUGGUAAGAGGUCAAAACGUGUCAAAUAUGGUUCCAUUAAUAAUAAUGAAGUAACGGGUACAGCCCCUGUUUCUAUUAAAGGCAAUAAUAUUACUAAAUCAUUAAAUAGAGAAAGAAAUUUACCAGGGGGUUUCUAA